Molecule: messenger RNA, 1623 nt
Organism: Nannizzia gypsea CBS 118893
Lineage: Eukaryota; Fungi; Ascomycota; Eurotiomycetes; Onygenales; Arthrodermataceae
Product: nucleolar protein 12
Exons: 2
Coding region: 1-1623 (540 amino acids)
Molecular function (GO): RNA binding
Source: RefSeq, a predicted model, not a curated record
AUGGGUAAGAAGGCGAAGGCUCAGUCGGCGGAGGGUGCGCCGGCAAUAGCUGCAGCCAGCACGGCUACGGGGGGAUUUCCGCUGGCAACUACAAAGGUUGAUCCCGGUUUGGCGGCGCUGUUUGCGCAGAGUGCUGGACCAGUAAAGGAGCCAGAAUUGAAGCCUGUCUCUAGAAGGCUGGAGAAAGAAGCAGACGACGAUGAGGAAGAGGAUAUAGGGGAGGGAGAGGAGGAUGAAGAAGUGGACGAUGAAGAUGAAGACGAAGAGGAGGAGGAUGACGACGACGUUGAAAUGGAAGAUGUAGAGGAGAAGUCUUCACGGAAGCGCAAGAGAGGAGCAGAGAACGAUGAUCUGGAAGCCGCCUAUUUAGACCGGUUGUCUAGAGAAGACGACCGAGAACGGAAGAAAGAAGCCGAAAAGACCAAGAGAGUCAAGACGGCAGGUGAAGACGAGGGAGACGAAGAUGAUGAUGAGGAGGAUGAUGAUGAAGAAAGAGAAGAAGACAAGAUACCCAUGCACGAGUCUGUUUCGAAAAGCAGUAAAUCUGACCCAAUGGACAAGCCCUCACGCACACUCUUCCUGUCCAACGUCUCUACCGAAGCCAUAAAGUCGAAAUCCGCCAAAAAGACCCUUCUCAACCACCUCUCCUCCCUUCUCCCCAAGCCAUCAUCUACAGACACACCAUCACCAAUACACAAGAUAGAAUCACUUCGGUUCCGCUCGACAGCCUUCAGCUCAACCGCACUACCACGCCGAGCAGCCUAUGCUAAAAAGGAACUUAUGGACUCUACUACGAAAGGCACCAAUGUAUACGUGGUGUACUCUACGGUACUAGCAGCUAAAAAGGCACUUAAGCUUAAUGGUACGAUGGUGCUAGAUCGACAUAUACGCGUUGAUAGCGUGUCGAAGCCUUCUCCCACCGACCAUACCCGCUGUGUGUUCGUGGGGAACCUAGGCUUCGUUGAUGAAGAAACGCAACCCGCACCAGAUGAGGGAGAUGGGGAGGUCAAGAAAAAGGCUAAAAAGGGGUCAGAGGCAGGAGACGUCGAGGAAGGACUAUGGCGUACUUUCAACGAGCGGUGUGGAGGCGAGGGUGUGGUUGAGAGUGUUCGUGUUGUGCGUGACAGGCUUACUCGAGUCGGAAAGGGGUUCGCAUAUGUCCAGUUUAAAGAUGAGAAUUGCGUUGAGGCUGCGCUGUUGUUGGACGGGAAGAAGUUCCCUCCUAUGCUGCCUAGGAAGCUGAGGGUUACGAGAGCUAAGAAGGUGGCUGUGGGAUCUGAGGGGGUUAGGGAGGGAGUCGCUAAACAGCGAGAGAAGGGAGGGAAGGGCAGGAAGGAUGAGAAGUUGUUUGGGCGGGCUGUUGCUGCUGGGUUGAAGAGCGAGGAGAGAGAGAAGCAGAGGCAGAAGCAGAAGCAGAAGAGCGGACGUGGAUGGGGCAAGGAUGCUAAUGCUGUUCCGUUGGGUAGUAAAGGAGGGAAUGGGAGUGGUACGACGUUGGUGUUUGAGGGAUACCGAGCGAAGGACGGGAACAAGCCGGCGUUUAAGAUGAAGAAGAGCAAAGGCGGCAAGCCGAAGACCCGAAGCUCCCGACGGGCCAGCGCGUACAAGUCGAGAAACAAGUAG